This is a messenger RNA of Maylandia zebra (zebra mbuna), 897 nucleotides long. NCBI's taxonomy places the organism in Eukaryota, Metazoa, Chordata, Actinopteri, Cichliformes, Cichlidae. The record is from RefSeq and is a predicted model, not a curated record.
UGCCCCCGCCGGUGGGCUCAUGGCUGUGAACGAGGGCGCCAUCUUCCACGGCUGGGUGGUGCACAAGGUGGCAGAGUUCCUGGAGACCUUAGAGAGGACCUGCAGCGGGGUGUGGGCAGCCGCCUGGACUCCCUGCUGGGUCAGUGCAUGUACUUCGGUUUGUCCUUCAGCAGGGUGGGGGCGGACUUCCGCGGGCAGCUGGCGCCCAUGUUCCAGCGGGUGGCGGUGGACACGUUCCGCGGAGCCGUGAAGGAGGCGGUGGAAAAGUUCCAGGAGGACAUGAACCUGUACACCCUCAUCGCCCUGCCCUCAGUGCUGGCAGGGACCAUCCCCGUCGUAGCCCCCGCCCCGCAGCCCGGCACCCUGCAGCCCCCAAUGUCCCUGCUGGACUUCCAGCCGCUCGCCUGCUUUCUCAACAACAUCCUGACCGCCUUCAACGACCUCCGCCUCUGCUGCCCCAUCGGAGUGGUGGAGAAUGUCACCAAAUGCCUGGAGGAAGCCCUGAAGAUGGUGACCCGUCAGAUUCUGGUGUUUCACCGGGCGGAGGAGACGGCCUUCAGCAGCCGGGAGAAGGAGCUGUUUAUUCAGUUCUGCUGUGCGUACGCUGAAGACCUGCUGCCCUUCCUGAACCGCUGCCUGCAGGUCCUGUUUCCACCGGCUCAGCUCGCUCUCAUCCUGGGUGUUCCUCCCACCCAGCUGCACAAGUACGGCCAUCUGGGCUCCAUCGACCUCGCCACAGUCCUCGAGCCUCUGGACUUCCUGCUUCCUCAGAAGGAGCCGCCGGUGCCAGAGGUCGACAUUACGGCAGAAUUGAGCAGCCUGACGUUUGACAUGGAGCCCAAAGAACGGCGCCGACCCCAUCCGAUGUCAGAGACUCCAAACCCGGAGCUGAACUGA